AUGUUGUACAUUGAUGAUUUGCGCAUAUCAGAUUCCGGUGAUUAUGAAUGCAUCCUGACAAAUAAAGAUGAUGCACGAGAUAUUCGGCAUAGCGUGUAUCACUUACAAGUUUCGCCGACGAAAGGGCAGCUAAAAUUUGUGGAUGCAUCGAAUGAUAUCGAAUUGGAAGAAGGUGGAACAAUUCGCUUAUACCACAUUGCGAGAUCAUUUCCAGACGAUGAAUAUGAUUCCGAAUGGCGAAAGAUGGACGAAGUCGAUAUCCACAUCUCGGAAGUGCAAAACAUCAAUGCGACAUACAACACUAUUAAGCCAGACCCGUCUCUGACUGAGAACAGUGAUAUUUACGAGAAGGAUCGUCUUGAGCUUAUCUGCAUCCUACCGCUAAACGACGAGUUGUAA
Molecule: messenger RNA, 399 nt
Organism: Gongylonema pulchrum
Lineage: Eukaryota; Metazoa; Nematoda; Chromadorea; Rhabditida; Gongylonematidae
Source: the annotation of a GenBank genome assembly